This is a messenger RNA of Penicillium bovifimosum, 753 nucleotides long. RefSeq names its product RNA polymerase II mediator complex subunit MED8 (gene med8). NCBI's taxonomy places the organism in Eukaryota, Fungi, Ascomycota, Eurotiomycetes, Eurotiales, Aspergillaceae. Gene Ontology annotation, cellular component: core mediator complex; mediator complex. The transcript is spliced from 2 exons. Bases 1 to 753 code for a protein of 250 amino acids. Gene Ontology annotation, molecular function: RNA polymerase II cis-regulatory region sequence-specific DNA binding; transcription coregulator activity. The record is from RefSeq and is a predicted model, not a curated record. Gene Ontology annotation, biological process: regulation of transcription by RNA polymerase II.
AUGUCGAACCUCAACCAAGACCAAAUAAAAGUCCUCGAGCAAUCAAGACAGCGACUCGUCCAGCUCACACAUUCCCUCGCCUCACUAAUCGGAAGCCUAAACCAAGGCGACCCUCUACCACCCUGGACCUCCCUCCAAUCCCAAGCAAGUAUAAUCUCCAACAACCUAACCAGCGUCUCCGAACAACUCUCCGACAACCGCGACCUCCUUUCAACCCUAGUCGCCUACCCGGGCCCUGACUACCCGGGCCGCACGCAAGCGCCAACGCUGGAACAACUCCUCCGGACAAAACUCGACCCGCGCGUCGAAGACUGGGUCUCACGCGGCCGGAAAGUCGGCACCGAUGCUGAACCUCAGCCUGCUACAUCCACCGCUGGCAUCGCCGCCGACGACGGGACACGCGCGCUGAGCGAGUCGGAGCUGGCGGAGUUGUGGGCGUGGGCGCCGCUGGAGGCGAAUCAGGAGGCGCGGAGGAGGAAUUGGGGUGGGAAUUAUACGCUUGAGGAGAGGGAGAUGGGUAUUGAGAAUGUUGUUACGGGGUUGAGGAGGAAAUUGGAGGAUGAGGAGGAGGGGGAGAGUGAGGAGGAAGAGGGGGAGGGGGAUGGGGAGGAGAUGGAUGUUGUUGGUGUUAGGAGGAGGCCUGGGGGUGCGGGCUUGGAGUUUGAUAUUGCGCCUCAUCAGAAACAUCCAGUGCAGCCGUUUGUGCCGCUGGAUUUGAUUUUGAGGCAUAUGACUACUGGGCGGAUGCCAUAG